Messenger RNA from Ipomoea triloba (trilobed morning glory), 988 nucleotides. RefSeq lists its product as uncharacterized. The transcript has a single exon. The record is from RefSeq and is a predicted model, not a curated record. Bases 78 to 728 code for a protein of 216 amino acids. Lineage: Eukaryota; Viridiplantae; Streptophyta; Magnoliopsida; Solanales; Convolvulaceae.
CCGAUGCAAUUCUAAUUCUUGUUUGACAUUUUCUCAUCUCCGAACGGAACUUCUCUCUCUCUCUCUCGUUCGCGUCAAUGGCGACCUCAUCGACCCUCUCUGUCCUUGCCCUAGCUUUGGCUCUCCUUGCCGUCACCGCCACCGCCCGCCCUUGCAAGACCUUCUUCUUCUUCUCCUCCACCUCGUAUUACCCGAUCACAACCUCCGUCUCUCAAAGCUCUAACCUUUACCCUAAUUUCCACGCCCAGAACCCUAGAUCGCUCACCCUGCUCUUCACCUCCACCCGGAUCCGCGAUGUGGACUGGAAAUUCGGCUCCGCUAGGCCCUCUUUCAUCUUCCGCGACCCGUUCAGCGGCGUUGAAGAGCACGUGGAGGAAACGGAAUCGGAAACCGAAGCUGAGCCGAAGCGGUUGUCUUCCUCCGCCUCCAUCAUCCCCAUGGAAUUCUACUCCUCGGUGAGCAGCUCGAUUCGUGACAGGACCAAGGAUAUCAUGAGCGUUGUCGGUGCGUUGCUAUUCGGUGUCGGCUGCGGAGCCCUAACUGCGGCCACCAUGUACCUGAUCUGGUCCCUCUUGUGGCCCCACGGCUUCGAUUUUGAGGAUUCCGAUGAUGAGUUCGACGAUGACGAUAUUGCCGCCCAGAAGAAGGCGGGGUACGUGGCAAUUCCCACUAAGGUCGUUGAUGAUGACCUCAAUAAGCCCGCCCCGCCCCCUAAGGAGGUGGUUUGAUUGAGAGUGAGUCUGUAAUUCGUAAGUGUAUGGUCGAUGAUGAGACAAAUGUUAACAUUUGAUGAUCAUCUGUUCGUUCGUUACCUAUAAUUGCAUAUGAAUCGCAUAUAUAACUGCUCUUCGUAUUGUAUAAUCAUCCUUAAAUGCAAAUCGUGCUUUCAUAUUCUAUUACCUAUAAUUGCAUAUGAACUCUGCGUAUAUAACCACUGUUGGUAUUGUAUCAUUAUCUUAAUUAAAUGCAAAGCCUACUUUUAUAUCCA